Messenger RNA from Maylandia zebra (zebra mbuna), 7357 nucleotides. It is a transcript of the gene lrrc4ca, whose product is annotated as leucine rich repeat containing 4C, genome duplicate a. Gene Ontology annotation, biological process: modulation of chemical synaptic transmission; regulation of axonogenesis; synaptic membrane adhesion. Gene Ontology annotation, molecular function: cell-cell adhesion mediator activity. The record is from RefSeq and is a predicted model, not a curated record. NCBI's taxonomy places the organism in Eukaryota, Metazoa, Chordata, Actinopteri, Cichliformes, Cichlidae. Gene Ontology annotation, cellular component: plasma membrane; postsynaptic density membrane; glutamatergic synapse.
UGCCACGCACGCACACACUAAUAAACAACUAUUUGUGUUUGUUUCCCCCUUUUUUAAACUGACCAGUGAAUAAAAGGGGCGAUGGUAAAGAAUCGGUUAAUGAAUGCCAGUCUUCAGGACGACAUGAACGCACACGGUGAAAUUUUAGAAGCUGUAGAAGUUCAAAGAGAGCACCAUGAAGACUGAAAGAGAGGGAAAACAAUAUCUCCUGCCCUCGCUGCUCCAGUCCUGCGGUUGACGGCAGAGUCGAUCCACCAGCAGUGACUGGCGGAACAGUCUCAGUUGGAGAAAGCAGCUUGUCAGUGGGAGGUAACCUACAUGAUGCCCCCUCCUGAACUUAUCAAUUCAUCGUCCGUCCGUGCUGCGCCCGGCGUUUUAUUUUGGUACGAAAAUGCUGAGCGCACUGAGGCACUGUAAAGCGCACCGAUGGAUACAGCCUGCUUGCACGUCUUGGAACGGGUUAUUUUGUGAAGCAGCCUAAAACACACGGCAGUCUACAAGAGAGAGAGAGGAAGCCUGGACUUGGACAACCACCCAUUUGUGGAUAAUAACCCUAAAAAAAAAUUAAACAUUAAAUAAAAAAAACCUUACCCCGGUGUGUGUCACAUCAAUGGAGAGGCGAGGGUCGAAUAUCCGAAAUAUACAGCGGGGGCGCAGAAGUGAUGACAGCCUUUGAUGAACCAUAACUCCCGUCCAGACAAGGUGAGAUCAAAGCUCCGUUCGGAAAACAUGUAAGAAUAGAGCUUUUGGUGUAUAACGAAGGCUCUUCACACUUGGGAGCCGCUGCCUGAAUUUGUGAUGGGGUUUUAAAGGCUUCUGAAGGAUACCGCCUGGAAUUUUUUCUUCCGAUGCUGCAUCCCAGAAUAACGAAUUUCCCUCUUAAAUAUGGAGAACGGAGCAAUCUGAAGAGAGAGAUUAUCUCUAAUCGUGACAACUUUAUCACUUCUCCAACCUACAGGAUACCCUUUCAAUCACUGUACUGCGGAACUUCUUUUUAUCGGUAAAACCAGGAGGGGGAAGAGAAAUAAGCAUCUUGAAAUCCGCACUGGGCUGUGCGGUGAAAUUUAAUCAGGGCUGAUAGCUAAGAAGCAAUAGGGACUUGAUGAAAAGUUACAUUUGACACGUAGGCGAGCAGUCGGGUUCUUAAAAUAACCCCACCUUAACAGCUCAACGUGUGGAUGAUGGUCUACCGUAAGGUCUACAUGAAAGGCUUUAAGAGCAUAUUAUUGAUAUCAGAGAGAAAAUAAAAAGUCGUCACUUGGAGAAAAUUUUGGACCACAGUGGGCAUCGCUUUGCCACGAGUUGUUUCAACAAUGGCACUUGUGGGUGCCUUCUGAAAUGUGCGUCUUGAAAAGGGAGGAAAUAUCGGAUGCAUUAUCAUCACUGUGAGAGUUAAUUGCAUUGCAUCCGGACUAAUGUUUGGAUUACAUACAAAGUCGUGUUGAGACGUGGAAGAAAAUGAGUGUGAAAAGCAAAGGUAACAAAGGAUUCUCCAAAACUGCCUGAGUAUUGCGGAUUUUUUUUUUUCGAUGCAGUUUUUGCGGAGGCAGCGGAAGAAGAGCUGUUCUUCGCCGGCGGAGAUCUUCCAGACCUUGGCAUUUCUCUGUAAAUAAAAAGAACAGCUGAGCAGGGGGACGGCCACAGCACAUUCCACCAUCCGAUGGAUUAAUCAAUUGGUGUUCCAGCUCAGCCCAUCCAGCUCAGCCCAUCCAGCUCAGCCCAUCCAUCUCAGCGAAUAAUCUGGGAGACAUCAUAAAAGUGCCAUUCUAUCAUUCUAGAGGUCCAGCAUUUUGGUGGAUUGAAAGCUAAUAUGUGGAUGAUUAAAACCCCUUGGAUCUUGACUGAGCUGGCAAUGGGCCAAAAUCCUCUUUUAAGAGAGUGAAAGACCAGUCAAUGAAUUAUGAAUGUUAAACAAGAUGACCUCCUCUCAGCAGCAGCAGAUGAUGCGAGGUCCUAGGUGGAACCGGGCCUUGUCCGACCCUUUGUUUGUUCUGCUCCUGGCCCUCCAGCUGCUGGUGGUCGCAGGACUGGUUCGCGCUCAGACGUGUCCCUCUGUCUGUUCGUGCAGUAACCAGUUCAGCAAAGUCAUCUGCACCCGCAGAGGCUUGCGGGAUGUUCCUGAUGGCAUCUCUACCAACACACGCUACCUGAAUCUGCAAGAAAAUCUUAUUCAAGUCAUAAAAGUGGACAGCUUCAAACACCUAAGACAUCUAGAGAUACUACAGCUGAGCAAAAACCACAUACGCAAAAUUGAGCUUGGGGCCUUCAAUGGACUGGCCAGCCUCAAUACCUUGGAGCUAUUUGAUAACCGCCUCACCACCAUCCCAAACGGGGCUUUUGAGUACUUGUCCAAACUAAAAGAGCUUUGGCUAAGGAAUAACCCCAUAGAGAGCAUUACCUCCUAUGCUUUCAACAGAGUGCCCUCAUUACGAAGGCUGGACCUUGGGGAGCUCAAACGGCUCAACUACAUAUCUGAUGGGGCCUUUGAAGGGCUGAGCAAUCUGCGCUACUUAAAUCUGGGAAUGUGCAAUCUGAAGGAAAUUCCCAAUCUUAUUCCCCUAGUGAAGCUGGAUGAACUGGAAAUGUCAGGAAAUCAGCUAUCUGUCAUCCGGCCUGGUUCAUUUAAAGGGCUUAUACACUUACAAAAGCUGUGGAUGAUGCAUGCCCAGAUCCAGACCAUAGAAAGGAAUGCUUUUGAUGACCUGCAAUCACUUGUGGAACUCAAUCUGGCCCACAAUAACCUUACCCUCUUGCCCCAUGAUCUAUUCACUCCUCUACAUCACCUGGAGAGAGUGCACUUACACCACAACCCUUGGAAUUGUAACUGUGACAUCCUCUGGCUAAGCUGGUGGCUUAAGGAGAUGGUACCUGCAAACACCAGCUGCUGUGCCCGCUGCAGUUCACCUCCUCACCAUAAGGGACGCUACAUUGGUGAGCUGGACCAGAAUUACUUUCACUGUUAUGCUCCUGUUAUUGUGGAGCCUCCCACAGACCUAAAUGUAACAGAGGGAAGUGCUGCAGAGUUGAAAUGCAGAGCCAGCUCUUUAACCUCAGUGAGCUGGAUUACACCCAAUGGUUCCAUCAUGACACACGGUGCAUACAAGGUCAGAAUCUCUGUGCUGAAUGAUGGCACACUGAACUUUACCAACGUUACCAUGCAGGACACAGGUACAUAUACGUGCAUGGUGAGUAAUUCUGCAGGUAACACAACAGCGUCUGCCACACUCAAUGUUUCCUCUACAGAAAGCAGUUUCAGCUACUUUACUACAGUGACAGUGGAGACAAUAGAAACCCCGCAUAAUGAAGGCUUCACCACUACUGUCCAACAGAAGGUUGGCCCCACACCCUCUGCUGGUACAUGGGAGUCUAUCUCACCAACCUCUACAACAACCACCACCGUCCGAACCGCACUCUCCACACGUGCCACAGAGAAGACUUAUACAAUUCCCGUCACAGAGGUGGGUGGUGAGGGAUUGCAGAAUGGCUUGGAUGAGGUAAUGAAGACAACCAAGAUCAUCAUUGGCUGCUUUGUUGCAAUCACACUCAUGGCAGCUGUCAUGCUUAUUAUCUUCUAUAAGAUGCGCAAACAACACCACCAGCAGAAUCACCAUGCACCCACACGCACUAUUGAGAUCAUCAAUGUGGACGAGGAUUGUGUAACUGGAGGCCCAGGCAUGGAGGGCCACCUUACUCUGCCUCCUCUUGAGCACGAGCACCUCAACCACUAUAACACCUAUAAGACUGCAUACAACCAUGCCUCCACAAUCAAUUCUAUACACAGCUCAGCGCACGAACCUUUGCUAAUCCGGGCCAGCUCAAAAGACAAUGUACAAGAGACCCAAAUCUAAUACUUUUGUGAGACAUUUUAAAACUGAUGAAAUUACUUACAGGCAUUAUUGACAGAACAUUACUGACCUUUGGUUGCGAGGACUGCGGCUGACGCUCGGAAUAACAGACUUGUGUUUGGCAAAUCAGCGACUAGCAAUGUUAAUUCAGUGACUUUCGGAAUUAGAGUAUGUCUACUGUUUCAAAAAGUGUCUUUACAAAGCAGAAGUUAUUUAUUUAAGAAAAAAAUGUUGUGGUUAAAUCACGAAAACUGUAUUCUGCAAUUAUUUUUUCAACACUUAAUUCAUGUGGGUUUUUUUCUUCUUUUUUCCUCGCAUAUCACAAAAUUGGUUUACUAAUAUACUUUCAACUUCUUUCAAAGAUGUGUCAAAAAACAUGAAACAAAGUAUUGUUCCUUUAUUGUUCUUUUUUUGGUAUAGCUGCCGAUUUUCGAUCAGAUGACACAGUAACCUCAUUUUCCCCAUUUAUCAAGGAAUCCUAGAGCACAUUAGUGAUUUUCUCAGCUGUGGAUUAAUUGAUGAAAUCUUUUGUGACCAUCUCUAACUGAGAUGAAUUAAACACUUGUUCAUCAUUUUGGAGUGAGUGACAGAACUGUCAGUGAUGGAAUCUGAUCAUUAUUCACCGUUUAAUUAUCUGUCACAUACAUUAGCCACUCUGCGCUGUCAUCAAUAGGCUGAGGACCUGAAAAGAGGGAAAUGCAUCCAUUUCUGCUACUGUAAAAGUUGAAGCUCACUGCUAGAAGGACAGUUUUGUUAAAUUAAAUACUGUUGAUCUAUAUGUCUUUGUGUUUCUAUUGUAUAUGUAAAAUUUAAAAUGAUCCCUGAUCUCAAAUUUGUCUUGACAAAUCGCAUUAUUAUAGAAAGCAUAUAAUAAAUUGCAUUAAGAACCAUUGAAAUUCUGAAGGUCAUGCUACAGAAGCAGCAUUAACACGUACUUUAGAAAGAACAUAAUUAUGACUGGAGAGGAUGGGAAUAAUGCUUGUACAGAUGUACAUGACCUCAAAUUCUGGCAAACACCCACUGCCUCAGAAUAUUUCCAGUGUAUCAUGGCUUCACCUUUACCUUGCAGUGCUGUGUAGUGUUGCAUAUGAAGAUGAUUGCUUUGAAGCCCCAUUUUCAUGCUGGGACCCCUUACCUCAUCUGCAGUACUGCAGGAGUGCUGUCAGAAGUAGACUGAUGAGCGGAAGAAAGAGCUUAAACCCUUUAUACAGCUGUCUGAGCACAUUGCCUGUCAUCUUUGUGCCAUAUUUCCACAUGGGCAGUGCCUGGCAGUCCCAGAUUCACACCCUGCUCCCGCCAACCACAGAACUUGUCCCUGAGUGGCAAGGCUUAGCUGCAAGAGGCUUAUGGGGUGAAUGUGUGGGAUCGGGCAUCAACCAGAUGUUUGGGUUGCACCUGACUCUCUCCAUCGUUAGUGACAACACAAUUUACAUUUUAAUUGAUGUGCCUGUGGGCUUUGGAUGGGCACAGCUCUGCUGCCAUCCAUACCCUGGAAAGCAUUUCAAAGUCCCAAAUGUAAUGAAUGGUGCCAAGCACCAUAAAUGCAGUGGUUAUGCAGACAUUUGAGAUGGCACAGGUUUAUUUUUAGCAAGUUAACUGUGGUUUUUAUUCAACAGAAAAAUUUGCAAAAAAAAAGUUAGGCCACUCAAAUUCUUAAUUCGGUUUGGGUUUUUUUUUUGUUUUUGUUUUUUACACUUGCAGUAAUGCAAUCCAGAAAGGAAUGCCUUUAUUAAAGAUGAUGUCAUGUGCUUUCUGUGGAUUCACCACGCAUAUUAUUUAAGUAAAAGCUGGUACUCCACUGAGAAUUUGAAACAUUGUCCUCUAUUAGUUCAAAACAUGUCUGGAAAAAAAUACAUGAAAACAGUCCACUGCUGUGGUCACUUUUAGAUGAAUGGUGGCAAUAGGUGUUUUAAGUUCUGAAAGCUAUUCAGAAUAAUGAUUUAAGAAGUGAAAGAUUUUCUGUGGGCUUUUCUUCAAAAUCAUUUACAUAUUUUACAGAAAAUAUAGCAAAAAACACAGUUUUCCUGUCAAGAUAACAAGCAGCAAUGUCUAUAGGUCUGCACGUUACACCACCUGUUUCACAAACACAUGGGCUACCACAGGUAACAAUCAAACAAAAAGAUCCCACUGUCUACUAUACAAGUUUGUAUACUAUACAAGCCUCAUUCAAAACUUCCACAAAGCCAAGCAAAAUAAACCAAUUUUUACAGAAGUUUUAAAAGAAUUCACUCUCAUUCAAGUGGUUAUGUGUCACUAUGAAUAAAGGCAAAUUAACAAAACGGCUUUAACCGGACAUAAGUGCAAACCUUUUACAGCCAAUACAGAUUUUAGCUUAAAUUGAAAAAAAGAAUAAAAUGCUGCACCCCUUAGCUUAAUGCAUAGAGUAUGGAGAUUAAAUGAGAUACAGUGUUAGUUUGCCUCAGAACAAUAUGAUCUAUGCUUGAUUCACAACGAGUUUUUAUUACCUGGGAUACCUGAUAUAUGUAUUACAGUUGCACAGAUUAUAUAUUUUAAUUAAUUCAUAAUCUGUAGUGUAAAAAAACACACACACACACACUCCAGCACUCCACACAAACUCACACACACCCUAUAAUGCAGAGUAUAUUUAAGAAUAUUAAUUCUAUUAAAGUCAUUUUAUUUUCACAGCUUUUUUUCUCUGCCAGAUAAGGAAUUAUGGAGGUUUAAGAUGAGCGCCAUUUGAGAUGCAAGUGGUUAUUGCAUGUAGUGUUUCAAGGUGUUUUGAUAACCAAGACGUUCUGAAUGACGUUCUGAAAUCAGAAGUUCUGAUGUGCUGUGUACAGCACAGACGUGGGGAAUACUGUAGAUUCCUAAAUAAAAUGAGGUCACCGGGUAAUAUUAGUCCAGAUUUAAUGAAUGAUUCCCCUUAAUUUUCUUUCAACAACUGGACAGGAUUCACCCCAUAAUUGCCCUUAUGUGGAGACUGGCACAUUUGUAAACCAUAUUGUGCGUGUGUGUGUGUGUGUGUGUGUGUGUGUGUGUGUGUCAUUCUCUGUUUCAGUUCAUACUGGCAGGCAGGGGAUCACGAUUCUCCUCAGUUUAUGUUGAGAGUGUAACCAUCUUUCCCUUCUGCCUUUAGUUGGAGGUAAACUGUCUGAAAAUUUCAAUGGUAACUUUGUUGCAUUUUAGUCAAGCUGUCUCAUGUGUGUAAGAUAUCUAAAAUAUUUUUGUCAAUAUUCCUUUUUUUCACAUCCUUUUCUUUUUCUGAGAAGGAAUGCUGUUCUAGUGGUAGAUUUAUAUAAAAUACAUUUUGAGAAUAAAAUAUAACAAAAACAAAAAUUUUUAAAUUUUGAUUUUACAUGUGCCAACAAUCUGUUCAAAAACUGAAAAAAAAAAAAAGAUAAAUAUGUUGUAAAAGAAUAAGAGAUCGAUUUUCAUGUAAGCAUUCUUUCAUGACCUUUAAAAGAUACGGAGAUCGAUUAUAGAGACCAGUUUGUAGUUCAUACACAAAAUAUGGUUCAAAUAAACUAUUGUUGUUUUUCUGUAUUGUCUGA